Messenger RNA from Manduca sexta (tobacco hornworm), 3675 nucleotides. RefSeq lists its product as uncharacterized. The coding region runs from base 491 to 2944 and encodes 817 amino acids. Gene Ontology annotation, cellular component: nucleus; cytoplasm. The transcript has 16 exons. NCBI's taxonomy places the organism in Eukaryota, Metazoa, Arthropoda, Insecta, Lepidoptera, Sphingidae. Gene Ontology annotation, molecular function: protein serine/threonine phosphatase activity; calcium ion binding. The record is from RefSeq and is a predicted model, not a curated record.
AAGUGUAUAUCAACUUUUCUUUUUAUUUCUAUGUCAAUUCUAACACAAUGCCUAUAACAAAUUUUGUGAGGUAACGCAAAAAUAAUAAAGAAGAUGGAAUAAAGCUUUUUAAGCCGACAGUAUUUUAACGCCAUCUGCCGUCAAUUUAAAAAUGUACACCUCUAUUUGUUUCUUUGUAUUGUAUAGAUUUCUAAAUAUUCUGUUUUUACUUAGAUCGAAAAAACGAUGGAAGAUAAUGAAAUAUCUUUUUGUGUAGAGUGUAGUCAGUGUAAUAUGAUUGUCAAUUAAAAAGUUAUUAUACUUAAUUUAUCAUUGCUUUGUUCUUCAUAUCACAAAUGACGGCUCUCGAUUUUUCAACUUGUUUACUCUUUGAUGUCAUUUUUCAUUCUGUUAUAAUUUUUCCGGUUUAUUCUCAGAACAAUGACAAGCAGGUUUAUUACAUACAAAUGACAAUACAUACAUUUUAAAAUUUUAGAGACUUGAAUUGAAAAUGUUUAAGCAUUACAAAGAUAUUUGCGACGUUGUAUCGUUAUUGGUGCAUUGUCCAUCGGAAAAGUCGUAUUUAUUAACAAAAGAGACUAAUGGGGAAUUUUGGAUACCUUCCAGCAAAGCUGAGAAAAAUUGUUGGAAAUUAACAGCACACAAGAUUAAUUUUGAGUUAUUCGGCAUGGAUGCCGGGCCGCUGUGCGUGCCGCUACGCGUGUAUAAGAUCUGGCUUCCAAACCACUCACUACCAUGCGUCUACCAUGCCGUCUAUAAGGUAUCCAUCAAAUCAGAGGUCAAGAAGAGGACCAAGAUAAAAUCAGGUAUCCGUAACCGUCUCCAAUGGUUCAACACAGUAGAGCUGGAGCGACAAAGAGCGCACUGUACGCUGCGCAGCCCCGAGGUGGCGGUGUUCGCACUAAUGGCUGCUGAAAACCCGCCUAAAGAUCAGGACAAUUCAGAUAUGGAGAGCGGCGCGUUAAUCGAGAUAUGCGAGGAGAAUGUGAUCAUCGGCGCGGACGUGGCCGGCGGAGCGGUGGCUCUCGCCUCGCCCAAUUAUCAGCUGCUGCAGGCUGCGAACUACACGCGGGAGGACCAAGUGCGAAUGUUCCGCGAGUUCGUGCUGAUGGUAUACCCAGCUAUCUACAUGAGUCUGCAUGUGUUUACGCAAUUCAUGAUAGACCUCGGCUGGCAGAGGUCGCAGUGUACAAGCUUGUUCAGGGCUGCAGACGUAACUGGACGCGGAGGACUAUCAUUCCUAGAGCUAAUGUUGUGGACGGCGGCGUUGGAACCUACGACUCAGCACAGCGGCAUACCAGCUGAAAUAAGAUGCAGAUACAUAUUCAGAUACUUCGAUAGCAACCGCGAUUUGAAGUUAGAGUAUGUGGAAUUUAAAGAGCUGGUGGCAGCUGCCCGUGCUGCUAGACAAUUGCCAGUAGACGCUCUCAGCGUCGCUAGAGAUGCGGAUGUCUGUCUCAGACAGUUGGGCAUGCAGCCAAAUUCUCAACUUCCACUGGCGGAAUUCUUACGUGGCGUAGGCGAGCUUCGUCUGCGAGGCACAAGUUCCUUACUGAGGGCACCUAGAAGCAUUACGAGUUACCUCAUAGAUUUGCAAGAGCGCGAUCGAGAAUUGAACCAACUUAAUGCACCAUCUACAUCUAAAUUACUCCAAGGUGUAGGUGGCGGCGGGGUGGGCAGCCGCGCUGACGCGUCUCGCAUGUCGGCGGGCGCGAGCGCGGGGCGGCGCGCGGCGGCGCGGCCCGACUACAGCGUGGCGCUGCACACCGUGCGCCUGCGACGCCGGCCGCCCAACGAGAUGCUGCAGCUCACCACCUUCGACGAGGAUGCAGUUAGCCCGUCGACGGCUAGACUCAUAACCGGUGCUGCCAACUCCUUAGACGUGCUGGGAUCUUCCUCUUCGCCAGUGGAAGCUCUAGCUGCUGUGCACUACUUCGCCACUUGCAUUGAUAAGUCUUCCAAUCGCCGCGACUCGGGCAGCAGUUCAGUGGCGCUGGGCAAGCCGGCGUGGUCGUGGUGCGCGGCGGCGGAGGAGGCGGCGCUGGGCGCGCUGCUGUGGCGGCUGGCGGAGGCGGUGCGGCCGCUGUGCGCCGCCGAGCCGCGCCUGCUCCGGCUCUCGUCGCCACUCUAUGUUAUCGGUGAUCUUCACGGUAACCUACCAGCUUUACUGGCAAUAGAGGCUGCUCUCUGGCCAUCAGGCACCGCCCUCGCCCCCGCCAGACUGCUGUUCCUCGGAGACUACGUGGACAGAGGGCCCCACGGCUCCGAACUUAUGGCUUAUCUUCUGGCGGCUAAGUUGCAGAGACCUCACGCUGUUUCCUUAAUACGGGGGAAUCACGAGACCAGAGAUAUUCAGAAAAUGUUCACAUUUUACAAUGAAUGCGUCGCGAAAUAUGGAGACGUGGAAGGUGGUAAAAUAUGGAAUGCCAUAAAUAACGUAUUCGAUGCGUUACCGCUGGCAGCUGUAGUGGACGACAAGGUAUUCUGCUGUCACGGCGGUAUUCCACCGCCCUGGGUGUGUCCCCUGAUAACCGCUAUAGACAAAGUGCCGGUGCCAUUGCCAAGGCCGGCAGAACAGAGCUCCAUAGCGUGGGAACUUCUGUGGAAUGAUCCAGUAAAGCCUAACAAAAUGACGGCGACCCUGGCGCUAGAGCUGGCUGCAAACGAGGGGUUCGCGGCGAACGCGAAGCGCGGCACCGGACACGUGUUCGACCAGAACGCGCUCGACCGGUUCCUGCUCGCCAACCAGCUCUCACACGUGGUCAGGGCGCAUGAGAUGCACCAGAAUGGGUUCAUGGCGCGUAUCCUUAUGUAUCAAAACCAAUUGAUAGAGUGUUUAAUAGUCUCGGUAACUACUAUGGUGUUAGGGAACAUGUACACCAUGUUUAGUCGAAAUGUGUGCGGAGUGGCCUCAUAUCUUAGAUAUCAACGAUGGGGUUCUUAAUAUUAUGCGGUCGGCUCCUACAUCAAAGGGAUCUAAAGCAUCAAUUAAAGUUGACAUAUGAAGCGUCAUAGUCGCAAACAUACGAAGAAAAUCAGAAGUGAGUAACAUAAAUAGGGUGUUCUAAAAACUUGGAUAUUUCUGAUCCAAAUAUCUAAACUGACAAAAUCAGGCAAAAAACUUACCAGAAAAGAUUAUAUUCAAACAGCUUCCCAUGAAUUACAGUAGGUACCUUAAUUUAAAAUGCCUUCAUCAUCAGCCACAUAAAGUCGACUGUUGAACAUAGACCUCCACUAAAGAUUUCUAGACGGACCUGUCGAAAGCGGCCUGUAUCCAGCGUGUUCCUGCGACCUUUAUCAGGUCGUCUAUCCACCUUGCACGUCGUCCAAUCCAAUUUGAAAUCAAUACUAGUAAGUUAGAAAUCUAGUUCGAGGCAUUGUCCGUGGGGCUCGGCGGCUCAACGUACGUUUGCCGGCAGUGCCAGCUGCGCGGGCGCCUGGUGUCGGUGUUCUCGUCGUACCACUACUGCGGCGGCACCAACGACUCGGGCGUGGCGCUGCUCGAGGGCGGAAAGCUGCGACUUUUGCGAGUUAAUGCCGAUUGAAUAUACUGUUUGAUUCCUUUUGCUAUCGCGUUUUUGAAGUCUACACAAUUUGGGAGUUUGUAAUCAAAAAUGUAUUAUUUAUUGUUUUAUUUUUAUUGCUUUUUUUUUUAAAUAAAAACAUAAAGGAGAA